CGGACGACAAAAAUGUAUUAAACAGAUGUUUAUUGGACAAUUAAAUACUUUAUAAAAUAGAAAGAAAACUAAGGGUAUAAAUAGCAAGGACUACCAUUCCAUCUAGCUAGAGUUGAUCUCAAGUUGCAUCUGAAAAGUAGCUGCGAUGUCUAAACUUCUGUUGGCUUUUGCUCUUUGCUGUCUGUUGGUGGUCCAAAUCAAAGCCCAGGAUCCGGAGGGUCGAAGGUUCUGCGACCGCUUGACCGCCGAGUGUGUUCGUCAUGAGCGACAAGUGGGCACAGUGGAUGACACAGUAACUAUUUACAAUAACCACUGCCGACGAGCCGAUCGCAACUGGAGGAACAUUACCCGAUGUGAACUAGUCCGGGCUUCCUGUAUAUUGACCAUGGUUCGCUGCGACAAUCCAACCUGCAAAAAUGUGGCUGACAGCCUCCGUUCUUAGGAAAGGCGGUGGAAGACUUUUAAUCAUUUAAAACUAUCUACAAAGUUUCAUAAAAUAAAAACAAAUAUGCAUUGUAAAA
Molecule: messenger RNA, 521 nt
Organism: Drosophila ananassae
Lineage: Eukaryota; Metazoa; Arthropoda; Insecta; Diptera; Drosophilidae
Exons: 3
Coding region: 146-442 (98 amino acids)
Source: RefSeq, a predicted model, not a curated record